Messenger RNA from Phlebotomus papatasi, 2605 nucleotides. RefSeq names its product serine/threonine-protein kinase PLK4 (gene SAK). Gene Ontology annotation, biological process: protein phosphorylation. Gene Ontology annotation, molecular function: protein kinase activity; ATP binding. NCBI's taxonomy places the organism in Eukaryota, Metazoa, Arthropoda, Insecta, Diptera, Psychodidae. The record is from RefSeq and is a predicted model, not a curated record. The coding region runs from base 176 to 2215 and encodes 679 amino acids. The transcript is spliced from 4 exons.
ACUGUCAUGCAAGAAUUAAGUACAAAAUGACGCUACUCACCAACGAAAUUCCUCAGCAAAUAUUUCCGUUUUUACAGUUUAUUUGCCUAAUUUUCAAGUGAAAUUCAUUAGAGUUUGGAAAAUUAGAAUACAGUGUAGUGGAUGAAUGUGAAAUUGUGCUUUACAGACGAACAGAAUGAGUAUAAAUGGCAAGAUGAGCCUGGGCGAACGAAUAGAGGAUUACCGGAUUCUCGAGCCACUGGGCAAAGGUGGCUUUGCUCAGGUGUACAAGGCACUAUGUCUAACAACGGGUAUCUUUGUGGCGAUCAAAAUGAUCGACAAGAGGGUGAUGCUGGAGAGAAAUAUGGAGAAACGAGUACGUCAGGAAGUGAUUAUACAUUCUCAGCUGAAGCAUCCGUCUAUCCUGGAGCUGUAUGCGUUCUUUGAGGAUGAGAAUUGUGUGUAUUUGGUGUUGGAAUUGGCAAGGCACGGAGAGCUGCAGCGUUUCCUGCGGAAUCUGGGACGCACCAUGUCCGAGACGGAAGCUGCUGGGGUGAUGAAGCAAGUAGUGGCUGGUCUACUGUAUCUCCAUUCCCAUCGAAUCAUCCACCGGGAUCUGUCGCUGUCUAAUCUUCUUCUGAUGGACGACAGACAUGUGAAGAUUGCAGAUUUUGGCCUGGCCAUUCAGCUAGUGGCUCCGGAUGAGCGACAUGUCACCCUGUGUGGCACUCCCAACUACAUGUCACCGGAAGUGGCUUCUAGAUCCUCCCAUGGACCUCCGGCAGAUGUCUGGAGCGUAGGAUGUAUGCUUUACACUCUCCUGGUGGGUCGACCGCCCUUUGCUACCCCAGCCACCACCAUGACACUCAACAAAGUGGUAACAUCUCCCUGCCAGAUGCCCAAUUAUCUCUCUCCCGAAGCCACAGAUCUCCUAAAUCGGCUCCUGCAGAAGGAUCCCAGCGAUAGGAUUGCCCUGGAUGCCAUACCUGAGCACCCAUUCAUGCUGAAAACCCACCCUCUGGCCAGUCUCUUCCAGCAAUCCGUUGACAGUGGCUUUGCUAACACCUCAGACAGCCAGAAAUCCACAAAUCGUCCCCGGAAAUCUCCCUAUACUCCCUCCCCACGGAAAACCCACCAAAACCCCCUCGAGGCCACUCAAAGUGCCCCCACAGAGGGUAUUUCUGGGCGUCUCUGUGGUCUAACUCAUACCCAAGGUGGCUCCCUGGAACUCCUGCCCACCGGAAAGGGCGUUCUGUCUGAUCUCGAAAGGUGGCGAAGCACCCCAGAAAAAUCCCUCGAUGUCCAACUUCUCAAUACCAAACGCCUUCAAGCCACGAGGCACAGCACAAAGAGUGUCAUCUUCCAUAUCCUGAAGAGUGGCGAGGUGACAGUGGAAUUCAUCCGGACGCGAACUCUGGGAGAAUGCGUGACGCAAGUGUGUCGGAUUUCAGGCGACGGAGCAAGGAUUGUAGUGUAUCAGCCUCAGGGAGGAUCAGCACCAGUUCGAGAAGAGCCACCGGAUAUUCCGCCCAGUGGACCAGAUGGCGUCUUCACUCACAGCAAUCUUCCGGAGAUUCACUGGAAGAAGUACAGAUAUGCCGCACGUUUUGUUGAUCUUGUUCGUGCUAAGACCCCUAAAGUCACAUACUACAGUCCCCAAGCUAAGUGUCAGCUAAUGGAGACACUGAUGGACUUUGAGGCAAUGUUUUACAAUGGAAGCUGCGUGACACGCAGCGGAGGCGACAGCGUGAGAAUUAAGACUGCCUCAGGGACCGUUAUAACGGAGAAAGGGGGCGAGUUGGGGGAGACGGAAAAGUGGAUGUGGGAGCACUGCGAAGAGUGCUUUCGGCAUUGCCUAGAACUCGAGCGGAUACUGCAGACAGUGGCUACUGGAGAGUGUUUUCCAGUUGUUGUCGGCAGGCGUCCCACAAAUUCAUCCAAAGACAGCCCAUCGUUGCCCAGAACACCAAAUCUUAGCAGUUUGUCUUCAUUUGCAAUGGGGAUGAGUUCGUCGUCUCAGCGACAUCCGCAGGCGCUGAGAACCAUUCAGAAUUGGCAGAAUGUCCAGGAGAAACAGGGAGGAGGGGAUUUUGAGGGAUUUCAGGUGGUUGGGGAGACACAGCCGUUCGAUAGGUAUCAUCAAAAUUCACAAGGAAUAAGGCAGAUAAGGCCACAUUACAUGGAGAAUUCCGAUCAAACGCCACUCUCUUCGAGACCAAUGAGGCUGAUGCGAUGAGUAAAGGUUUUAAUUUAGUUAAAUUAAUUAAUUUUAUCUUUUUGGCACACAAUUAUUCAACUGAGAUAUUUUGUAAUGAUCUUCUACACCAAGAAUAUAAUUAUAUUUAAAAAAAAAACUCAAGCUUAUGCCCAUUCAAUUCACAAUGUUCAUAUUAAUUUAUUUCAUCAAAUGAAACAAAAAUAAAUCGCAAUUAGUACAACGGCAAUUGUAAAUAAUUCCUCUUUAGUUUGCAAUUUUUUUUGAGAGUGGCUAAUUUUAUAUUUAAAAAUAAAAGACAAUAAAGAAGGUAAUAAAUCCCUGUGUAUUUAAAAAUAUUUUCUGUGCUUUUUUAUAAUUUCAAUAUUAGAUUAAAAGAGUAAUUAAAAAAUAAAAAAUAUUUUAAGAGUA